AACAAAUUUUUGAUCCAGAAAACUAGUAUUUUUUUUAUUUGGCCUAAUUUUUUUUUAUAUCUACGAUGUGAUUAUCUGUAUCUCAAGAUUAUUUGAUUACCGGCAAAUUUUGAUUUUUUAAAUUUCAAGUGGAUUAAAUUAUUUUUCGUACACAAACACCGAUAGAAACAAUGGAAGAAUUUAUUGGCCUAUCUACAGAUGAAAGUCUCAUGUCAAAUAAUUCAAGUCUCAGUGGUGGUGGUGGUGGUGUCGGUAUUGGUAUCGUUGGUGUUAAUGAUGAUCGUAAUAUGAAUACAGUAUUUAUGCGUUUUGCUGAAUUGGAAAAAAAAUUAUCAGAUCAAAGUGAUGAAAUUGUUUGUCUAAAAAGUACAUUGGCCGAUGUAUUACGACGAUUAAAUCAACUUGAAGGACGUGCCAUUGUAACAACAUCAUAUCAUCAUCUAUCACCAUCUUCUAGUCAUCAUCAUCAUCAAAAUAGUAAUGGAAAAAAUGUAUAUAAUAAUCGUGGUAGCACAAUAUAUUCAAAUAAAAUUCAUGGCAGAAAUUUAUCAACAUUAUCCAAUGGAAGUGUCCAGAAUAAUAAUAAUAAUAAUAAUGAACAAAUAUCAUCGCUAUAUCCAUCUAAUAAUCAUCGCCGCUAUCUUUCAUCUACCUCAUUACAAUAUGAUAUGACAACGCCGGCAGCAUCACCACAAUCGAAUCAUCAUCAUCAUCAUAAUAACAAUCAUAAUUAUCGUUCAAUAUCAUCAAUGAAUCAUUCAAAAUCAUUAAUGAGAAUGAAUUCUGGUUCAAAUCUAAAAUCAAUGAAACGUUGGUCAGCAAGUCAAGAUAUUCGUUUUUCAUCCAUCGUUGAUCCAAAUGUCAACAAUCUAAAAGAUUUCCAUUACAAUCAAGUGGAAGGAGUAAUCAAAUUCAAUAUUUGUGAUCGACAAAUCAUAAUCAAUAUACCAACGGAUCUAUUGCAAACAUAUACGAUUAAAAAUGUAACCAGUCCACCGUUACAACGAUUAAAACUUGAAUGGGCUUAUGGUUAUAGAGGACGUGAUUGUCGACAUAAUCUAUAUCUAUUACCAACUGGUGAAAUUGUCUAUUUUAUUGCAGCUGUUGUCGUACUUUAUAAUAUUGACGAUCAAAUUCAACGUCAUUAUAAUGGACAUACAAGUGAAAUACGUUGUUUAACUAUACAUCCAAAUAAAUUAUUAAUUGCCACUGGCCAGAAUGUCAAUCAAGAUAGUCGAUUUGAAAAAAGGCCACAUGUUCGAAUAUGGGAUUCAGUUAGUUUGAAUACAUUGCAUAUUUUAGGACAGAAUGGUGAAUUUGAUCGUGGUGGUAUUAGUUGUAUAUCAUUUUCAAAAUUUGAUGGCGGCAAUUUAUUGUGUGUUGUUGAUGAAUCCAAUGAUCAUAUGGUUUCGUUAUGGGAAUGGCAUAAAGGAUUGAAUGGUCAUAAAAUUUCUGAAGCAAAAUCAACAUGUGAUGCUGUAUUGGCUGCAGAAUUUCAUCCAAUUGAAAAAAAUAUAUUAAUCACAAUUGGUAAAGGUCAUAUUCAUUUUUGGGAUAUUGAAGGUGGUUCAUUGGCGAAAAAAAUUGGAUCGUUUGAGAAACAAGAUAAACCAAAAUAUAUUCUUUGUAUGACAUUCAAUGAUGUUGGUGAAUUGUUAACCGGUGAUUCUAAUGGCAAUAUUAUCGUGUGGCAUCAAAAUUCUGGCAGAAUGAUACGAACAAUUUUCAAUGCACAUGAUGGAUCGAUAUUUGAUAUCUGUACAUUAAAAGAUGGUACAAUUGUAACCGGUGGUGGUAAAGAUAAGAAAAUUAUUGAAUGGAAUGCAAAUAUGAAUCGUACCGGUAGAGAAGCAAAGCUUCCCGAUCAAUAUGGUGGUGUACGAACAUUGACCACUGGUAAAGGAUCAAUGUUGAUUGUUGGAACGACAAAAAAUUGUAUUUUACAAGGAACAAUGUCAUUGAAUUUUUCAUUGGUUAUUCAGGUAAAAUCCAAUUUCAUUAUUCAAAACGAUGUGAUUAAAUUUUUUUUUUUUUUUUUCUUGAAAAUAAAACAGGGUCAUACUGAAGAGCUUUGUGCACUUGCCAUACAUCCAACACAGAAUCAAUUUAUAACCGGUGGUUAUGAUAAAAAUAUUCAUCUUUGGGAUACAAUGUCACAUUUGGUUGUAUGGAGUAAAGAUAUUGGUGAAUCGGUGCAUGCAUCAUCAUUUUCACCUGAUGGUAGUAUUAUAAUCAUCAGUACAAUGACCGUUGGACGUUGGAUGGUAUUGGAUUCGACGACCAGACAAUUGAUUUCCAUGCAUAAUGAUGGAUCGGAUUUAAUUGAAUGUAUAAAAUUCUCACCAAAUGGACGUUAUGUUGCACUUGGAUCACGUGAUAAUAAUAUCUAUGUUUAUCAAGUUAGUGAUGAAUAUCGUAAAUUUAAUCGAAUUGGCCGUUGUUCCGGCCAUACAUCUUAUGUAAUCAGUAUAGAUUGGGAUACAUCCAACACGUAUAUACAAACAACAUCGAUUCUAUUUGAACAUUUAUUCUGGAAUGCAUCCAUUUGUCGACAAUUGAAUAAUGUAUCAAUUGCACGUGAUUUAGAAUUUGUUACACAUAAUUCAAUGAUUGGUUUCAAUGUAUUUGGUGUUUGGCCUGAUAAUUUUGAUAAUGGUGGUCCAUUCAUUAGCACGAUGGAUCGAUCACAUAAUUGUAAAUUAUUACUAACUGGUGAUGAUGUUGGCCGUUUGAAUCUAUUCACAUAUCCAUCAUGUCAACCAAAAUGUUUACAUCAUUCAUAUGUUGGACAUACUAGUACAGUACCGAAUGCAAGAUUUUUAGCAGAUGAUAGCCGUAUCAUAUCGAUUGGUGGUAAAGAUUCAAGUAUUUUACAAUGGUCGGUUACAUAAUCAUCAUGAUCAAUAAUAAUGAACAAAACAAAUCAGUUUCAUUUUCA
Messenger RNA from Dermatophagoides farinae (American house dust mite), 2938 nucleotides. Lineage: Eukaryota; Metazoa; Arthropoda; Arachnida; Sarcoptiformes; Pyroglyphidae. The record is from RefSeq and is a predicted model, not a curated record.